UUAGCGUUUCUUAUAGUAUUCUUACCAGUACACACGCCAGAGGUAAAAGCAAAUCUUAUUCAUUCGAUAAUAUUGAUGAUGCUUUGGCUUCUUUCCAUUUGAUGCUUCAUAGUAAUCCCUUACCGCCUGUUAUGGAAUUUAAUAAAUUAUUAUCUGCACUUGUUCGAAUGAAACAUUAUGCGACUGUGAUUUCUCUUUACAAACAGAUCGAAUUGUCUAGAAUUUCUCUCAAUUUACAUUCUAUAAGUAUUUUGACUAAUUGCUUUUGCCAUCUGGACCGCGUGGAUUUUGGGUUCUCUCUUAUUGGGAAAAUCUUCAAACUUGGCUUUCAGCUUGACAUUAUAACGCUUACUACGUUAAUCCAUGGGCUUUGUAGAGAUGAUAGAUUUGAUGAAGCUGUGGAAUUAUUUGAUGAAAUCGUUGAAAAAGGGUAUAAACCUAAUAUUUAUACCUAUACUGUCAUUGUGAACGGUCUGUGUAAAAUUGGGAAAACCAAUGUGGCCUUUGGUAUUCUGAGAAGAAUGCUCGAGGAAGGUUGUGAACCUGAUGUGGUUGCAUAUAAUGCUAUCAUUGACAGCCUUUGUAAGGAUAGAUUGGUUAAUGAGGCAUUAGAGCUCUUCUUGGAAGUGAAGAGUAAAGGCAUCUCUCCAAGCAUUGUGACCUACAACUCUUUAAUCAUCAUUGUGACCUACAACUCUUUAAUCUAUGGUCUGUGCAAUUCAGGCCGAUGGGAAGAAGCUUCUAUGCAGCUCAAUGAAAUGUUGGGAGUAAACAUCACACCAAAUUUAAUUACCUUCAAUAUAUUGGUUGAUGGUCUUUGUAAGUGUGGAAAGUUUUCAAAGGCUUGUGGUAUAGUCAAAUUGAUGAUUCAAAGAGGAAUAAAGCCUAAUGUUGUGACUUACAGCUCUUUAAUCUAUGGUCUGUGCAAUUUAGGCCGAUGGGAAGAAGCUUCUAUGAAGCUCAAUGAAAUGUUGGAAGUGAACAUCGCACCAGAUUUAAUUACCUUCAACAUAUUGGUUGAUGGACUUUGUAAGGAAGGAAGGGUUUCCAAAGCUCAUGGCAUAGUCAAAUGGAUGAUUCAAAGAGGAAUAAAGCCUGCAUAG
Molecule: messenger RNA, 1103 nt
Organism: Jatropha curcas
Lineage: Eukaryota; Viridiplantae; Streptophyta; Magnoliopsida; Malpighiales; Euphorbiaceae
Source: RefSeq, a predicted model, not a curated record